Microsporum canis CBS 113480 is the source of this 693-nucleotide messenger RNA. Its product is annotated as meiotic nuclear division protein 1. Gene Ontology annotation, molecular function: double-stranded DNA binding. Lineage: Eukaryota; Fungi; Ascomycota; Eurotiomycetes; Onygenales; Arthrodermataceae. The coding region runs from base 1 to 693 and encodes 230 amino acids. Gene Ontology annotation, biological process: reciprocal meiotic recombination. The transcript has 2 exons. The record is from RefSeq and is a predicted model, not a curated record.
AUGGUUAGUUCUUCUAAGGCUGGGAUAUCGGCUGCAGAGAAGCAACGUCGCAUCUUAGCUUACCUCCAAGCAUCACGGACAUGUCAUACCCUCAAAGACUUAGAAAGGACACUCCCACCCGUUGCUUCAAUCAACGGCAUGCAAGUAAAGGACCACAUCCAAGCAUUGACCGACGAAGGCCAACUCCACGUGGAGAAGAUUGGGAGUGGGAAUUGGUACUGGGCCUGGGGUGGUGAGGAGAAGAAGGCUCGCGAGAAAACGAUUGACGGCUUGAGCAAGGAGGUGGAGAAAAUACAGAAAUCUACAGGAGAGUUGGAGGCCAGGAUCAACACUCUUAAGGAAGAACAACGUCUCGAAGAGGAAAGGAAUCAGAACGGGACUCGGGAGGAGAACGAGAAGGAAAGAAUGGCGUUAAUGCAGAAAAAAGAGGAACUUGAAAUCAAAACUGCCUGUCUGGAAACUGAGAUCAAGAAGCGUGUUCAAGGGGAUGGAGCAGGUUCCAUUGCGCAAAAGGAGGCCGAUAUUGUAAGGUGGAAACAAGAGGCACAAGUGUGGACGGACAACAUCUAUAUUCUGGAGGAAUACCUAAAGAGGUUGACGAACGGUGAUAGGGAGGUUUUGGACGCUGUGAGGAGGGAAUGUUAUGGUCUGGCAUAUGUUGAAGGAGAAGGGCUAGCAGACCUAGAUUUCUGA